Messenger RNA from Prionailurus viverrinus (fishing cat), 2846 nucleotides. It is a transcript of the gene SOWAHA, whose product is annotated as sosondowah ankyrin repeat domain family member A. The coding region runs from base 1 to 1710 and encodes 569 amino acids. The record is from RefSeq and is a predicted model, not a curated record. The transcript has a single exon. Gene Ontology annotation, molecular function: protein binding. Lineage: Eukaryota; Metazoa; Chordata; Mammalia; Carnivora; Felidae.
AUGGCGCUAGCCGCCGCGGCCGCCGCCGCGGCCGCCGGAGUGAGCCAGGCGGCGGUGCUGGGCUUCCUGCAGGAACACGGCGGCAAGGUGCGCAACUCGGAUCUGGUGAGCCGCUUUAAGCCGCUCCUGGAUGCCGGCGACCCGCGCGGCCGUGCCGCCCGCAGGGACCGCUUCAAGCAGUUUGUCAACGACGUGGCUGUGGUGAGGGAGUUUGACGGCGUCAAGUUCGUGGUGCUGAGGAAGAAACCUAGGCCCCGGGAGGGACCAGAGCCUCUGGCCUCGUGCGUCCCCGGCACCCCCGCGAUACCAGACCCUCCGUCGAACAUCACUUCCGUCUCAGAGGGGGAAACCCCCGGCUCGGGGGUUCCAUCCCUGCCUGCAGAGCAGCAGUUGGUGGAACCACUUGAGGACCCGGCCCAGCCAUUAGAGCCACAGGACACCCCCGGGGAUCCGGCCUCUGAGCCCACUCAGCCGAACGGGGAGCUGUUGUUAGGUCUGGCCCAGCAGUCAGGGGGACCCUCCGACUCCCAGAUUCCAGCCUUUGAGCUAGCCCUGCCCUCUGAGGGACUCUCUGCAGACGUGGCCCCGCCGUCUAGGUCACCGUCGGAGGAGGUCUUGUCCCAAGCGGAGUCGCCGGACCAGGAACCUGGGCAUGGAGCCACGAAAGAAGCCCUACCACUCCCUCGGCACGCGCCGCCGCCAAAGCCCUGCAUGCUGCCGGUGCGCUGCGUUCCGGCCCCCUCCGCCCUCCGGAUCCGGGCCGAGGAACAGGGCCUGCGCCGGCAGCUGUCGGAAGAACCGAGCCCCCGGAGCUCCCCACUGCUGCUGCGGCGGCUCUCGGUGGAAGAGUCUGGCCUGGGCCUCAGCCUGGGCCCGGGCCGCUCCCCACACCUGAGGCGCCUGUCGCGCGCCGGCCCGCGCCUGCUGAGCCCAGACACAGAGGAAGUGCCCGCCGCGCCGCCGCCGUCCGCCGUGCCUCUGGAGCCGACCGAGCACGAGUGGCUAGUGCGGGCGGCCGCGGGCUGCUGGACCCACCAGCUGCACGGGCUGCUGCUGCGCGACCGCGGCCUGGCGGCCAAGCGCGACUUCAUAUCUGGUUUCACGGCCUUGCAUUGGGCCGCCAAGAGCGGAGACCGGGAGAUGGCGCUGCAGCUGGUGGAGGUCGCGCGGCGCGGGGGCGCGCCUGUAGACGUGAACGCGCGCUCACACGGCGGCUACACGCCACUGCACCUGGCCGCUCUGCACGGCCACGAGGAUGCCGCCGUGCUGCUGGUGGUGCGCCUGGGUGCGCAGGUGCAUGUGCGUGACCAUAGCGGGCGGCGCGCCUACCAAUACCUGCCGCCCGGCGCCUCCUACGCGCUCCGCCGCCUGCUCGGCGACCCAAGCCUUCGAAGCUCUAGCGAGCUCGAUGCUACCGGAGCUAGUGGUGGCACGCUUACGACCCGGCGCCCGGUGCAAGUGGCUGCCACCAUCCUCAGUUCCACCACCAGCGCGUUUCUGGGUGUCCUGGCCGACGACCUGAUGCUCCAAGACCUGGCUCGGGGCUUGAGGAAGUCAGGCUCCUUGAGCAAGUUCUUGGGUGCCUCGCCCAUGGCUCCACGUAAAAAGACUAAGACCCGCAGUGGCCUACCGGCUUUUUCAGAAAUCUCUCGUCGACCUACUCCGGGGCCCUUCGCUGGGCUAGUGCCCAGCCUGCCUCCCACAACCUGACGGUCCCUGAGGCUUAGCUUGGUUGAUGUAACCCAGCCUGCCCCUCAGUCCAAGCCUGCCCAGAACAGUGGCUCAACACCUGUGGCUACAUCCUAUUUCCAGCUUUCUCCACUGCAGCCUGUUUUACCCAGGUGGGCCUACGCCUCUAGCUUCUGCAGGAAGCUUGAUCUGUCUGCGAAGAUGGGAAUCAAGAUCUGAGAGAGCGCCACCUAUAACAAAUUCCAGAAAUCAGGCUUGAACUUGGGAGACUUGAAUUUUAGGAUCAGAAGUCAAGGGCCCCUGCAUGAGUUACCCGGACCUCUGCAUCUACACACUCCCAAGCCAGAACUAGAGCAAGGGUUUCUAAAUGUUGUGUGGUGUUGGAUAGUUUGUGAGCUUUAAGAUACAGAGUGGUUUUGUAAUCUGAUGCUUUUAUCCUAUUUUUAAAUUGAAAUGAGGUAAAACAAUUUUCAUAAUAGCCUUUUGAAAUUAUAUUUUUCCAUUUUUAGGCAAAAUGCUCAUUUUCAAUCUUUUGCUAAAUAUUUUGGAGUUCUAUUUAAAAAACAGAUGAUCAAGAUCUAAAGGAAAUUAGUCCCAACCAACAAAACCCUUAAACCUUUACCUACCUCAUUUUAGGCGUUCAAGAUUCUAGAGAGUCUUGGAGACAGAAUGUGACCAUUGUGAAUGUAAUUAAUUUCAGUUGUGCUGUGAAUGCUAAAUAUUAGGAAGCAAGUGCAUCUUGGGAGAAAGAAUGAUUUAACUGAGAGAAAGAGGCAUUUUGGCAAAUACUUUUAAUUUGUGAUUGUCUUUAUGAUGAAAUACAAAAUGUCUUUGGCACUGGUGGGUGAUUUUUUUGAUUUGGCAUGAAUAUUUAAUUUUUUAAGUGUGAUUUAUUUGUGAAUGCACCAUUGUGCCAUGUUCCUGAAUCUGGUUUUUCAAAUCUGGCUGAGCCUUUCGAUGCAGUACGUAAAUAUUCAAAGAAAAAAAUGUCAUAGCAUUACACCAGAAAAAUAACUGGUUAAAUAAUAGUGGGUACACUUAAAGAGCUACUAUUUUAUGUGAAAAUUCUAUAAAAACAAAAAGUAUGUUAUAUCCAUCUUUAAAAGCCAUCUGAAAGCGGGCGCCUGAGUGGCUCAGUAGGUUGAGCGUCUGACUUC